AUGAUAUAAAAUAAUAUAAAGGAAAAAUAGUAGCAAAUGAUGCAUCAAUAGUAAUGUAUUAAUUUUUAUCUUAAACUAGUAGUAUAAAAUAAUUUUAAAUAAAAAAUUUAACUGAUAAAAAUGGAAAUAAAACAGCACAUUUAAUAGGUUUAUUUAAUCGAACUAUUUCGCUUAUAGAAAAUUAAAUAAAUCCAAUAUGGGUAUUUGAUGGAAAUCCUCCUAUUUUUAAAUCUGAAGAAACAAAAAUAAAAAUUUGAUGCAUUAGAAAAACAAUAAAAAUUCCUUGAAAAUUAAAAUAUGGUUUAAGCCUUAAAAAUGGAAUAAAGAAAUAUCUUUAUUACAUAAGAAAUGAAAAAUGAUGCUAUUAAAAUGCUUAAAUUAUUAGGAUUUCCUGUUAUUGAAGCCCCUGGAGAAGCUGAAGCAUAAUGUGCAGCUCUUACGAAAACAGGACAAGUUUUCGCAACCGUUACUGAAGAUAUGGAUGCUUUAACAUUUGGUACUACUAUUUUAUUGAGAGGGUUAAAUAGUAAAAAAGAGCCUAUAGUUGAAAUUAAUCAUUAUUAAAUGUUAAAAGAACUUGAAUUUUCAGAAAAUUAAUUUAUUGAUUUGUGUAUUUUGUGCGGAUGUGAUUAUUUAGAGAAAAUUGAAGGGAUAGGACCUGUAAAUGCUUAUAAAUUAAUAAAGGAAUUUAAGAAUUUAGAAAAUACUAUUAAUUUUAUUGAGAAAAAAUAAAAUAGGUUUAUUAUCCCUAAAAAUUAUAAUUUUUAAGAAGUUAGAAAUUUAUUUUAAAAACCAGAAAUUGAAAAUGUUGAAAAAAUAGAAAUAAAAUGGUAAAAACCUAAUUUAGAAAAGUUAAAUUAAUUUCUUGUUUAAGAAAAAGGAUUUAAUUAAGAAAGAAUAUUGAAACAAAUUAAUAGAAUUUUCUAUAAAACAAUAAUAUUUAUAAAUGAAAAAAAUUUAAAAUCUUGA
This is a messenger RNA of Ichthyophthirius multifiliis, 969 nucleotides long. RefSeq lists its product as hypothetical. Lineage: Eukaryota; Ciliophora; Oligohymenophorea; Hymenostomatida. The record is from RefSeq and is a predicted model, not a curated record. The transcript is spliced from 5 exons. Gene Ontology annotation, molecular function: DNA binding; 5'-flap endonuclease activity; 5'-3' exonuclease activity.